AUGAGGAGCUUCGCUUGGUUUAAGCCGAAUCAAAUCCGCAUUCCGAUUCGCCCAUUCACUGGCGAAUGUGGUGUGGCACGAGGUUUGCCAGGAUCUUUCUCCACAAUACCUCCCUAUCGCACUGGGGGUAACAUUGAUACAAAAUAUUUAACCAAAGGAUCCAAACUAUAUCUACCAAUUGAAUGUGAAGGUGCACUCUUUAGUAUUGGCGAUGGGCAUGCGGCACAAGGAGAUGGCGAAGUAUGUGGUACAGCAAUCGAAACACCAGUAGUCGUGUCAGUUCGUUUGACUGUAAUACGUGGCGAAUCUGUUAGUCAUGUUACAAGUCCAUGUUUGUUAACACGAACGGAAGAUCGAUCAUCGACACGUUAUUAUUCUGUAUUAGGUAUUGCGGAUGAUAUGCGCGAAGCAACGAAACAGGCAGUUCGACAAAUGAUUGCUUACUUGGUGCAAAAUAAACAAUUGACAAGAGAAGAAGCAUAUAUGUUAUGUUCGGUUGCAGUUGAUAUUCGUGCCACACAAGUUGUUGAUAUGCCCAAUUAUACAGUUGGUGCAUUUUUACCAUUGAACAUCUUCGCUAACGUGGAGACAAAAUAG
This is a messenger RNA of Adineta ricciae, 597 nucleotides long. NCBI's taxonomy places the organism in Eukaryota, Metazoa, Rotifera, Eurotatoria, Adinetida, Adinetidae. The record is from the annotation of a GenBank genome assembly.